Messenger RNA from Cyprinus carpio (common carp), 2780 nucleotides. RefSeq names its product C1q and TNF related 5. NCBI's taxonomy places the organism in Eukaryota, Metazoa, Chordata, Actinopteri, Cypriniformes, Cyprinidae. The record is from RefSeq and is a predicted model, not a curated record. Gene Ontology annotation, molecular function: protein binding.
CAUUAGCAGUUUGCCAGAAGUGGUUUAUGAGCCAUUAGACCUAUAAUGAGAAUUAAAAAGCUGAAUAAGUGUUCUAGACAGGCCUGGAUACCCCAAAUGGGGAAGCUUUUCCAUCUUAAUAAAGCUACCAGAGUAACUAGAACCAUGUGUCUGAACUGCCACCCACAUCAGCACAUCCCAUCAUCUUUCAUUCAUGUCUGCAGAUUUUCACUCAGAAAUAACCACAUACAUUUCCAAAUGCAAUGAGUAUUUUCUUUCUCUCUCUUGAUGUGGCGACUAUGAAUCCAGAAGAUUUCUUUACAUGAAGCGGCCGUGUCACAUGAUCAUUGAAACUGUUUAUAAAAUAUGCUUUGUAUUAUUAAAGCCCCAAUAGUUCAAUCUCUUACUUGACCACAGGGCUGUAAUCCCUAAACAUUUUAUUUCUCACAAAUUUGUCAGCCACAAUGAACUGGCAUCUUUCCUUUGUAAACCCCACACUAAUUAAAUGCACACGGGUCUCGUCAGACUUCAUUGGCGCCCAAGACCACAUCUCUAGGGCUCUACUGUAUCAGAUAAUAUUUAUGCUUAUAAAGUUGGACAAGCUACAAACGUUUAGUCUCCGUCCUUUGGAUGAUCCCUCUUUCUCCCUCCCCAUCUCCCAGCCUCCCUAUUUCUAAUUGGCUUCCAAUAGCUUCCCAUUUCCUCUGAAGACUAGGAGUGCUCAUUUUUCCCCAGACGCCUUGGACAACAAAAGAAAAGAGGAGUUUCACUGCUCGUUUCUCUUUCGCCUGCUCAAGACUGUCAAUCCAGUGAAGCCUCAAAAAACGUAAAUGACUGAGCAAUGACAUCUCUGCAGACAUGGCCUCUUUCAUUGCUGCUUGUUAUUGCAGUACAUUGUUCCAACUCGCUUGAAGACAACAAGAUCCCCAGUUUUUGCACAGGAAGCCCAGGUAUCCCAGGAUCCCCUGGGUUGCAUGGCAGCCCUGGUCAGCCCGGCAGGGAUGGACGAGACGGUCGUGAUGCUCAACCCGGAGAGAAAGGGGAAACAGGGGAAAGAGGAGAACCAGGUCAGCCGGGUGUGAGGGGCCUUACAGGAGACCGAGGGGAUCCAGGAGGAAAGGGAGAGAGAGGAAGCCCGGGUGAGUGUGCGGUGGCCCCCAAAUCAGCUUUUAGCGCCAAACUGUCUGAGUCCCGCACAAGCCCACUGGUGGUAGGGGACGCGGUGCGCUUCGACAAAAUCAUUUUGAAUGAGCAGGGGGAUUACAAUCCCGAAACGGGACGAUUCACCUGCAGAGUGCCAGGCGUUUACUACUUCACCGUUCACGCCACAGUCUACCGCUCCAGCUUGCAGUUUGACCUUAUAAAGAAUGGACACACCAUGGCCUCCUACUUUCAGAUCUUUGGUAACUGGUCCAAACCAGCCUCUCUGUCUGGAGGGACACUAGCACACUUGAUUCCAGGAGAUCAGGUGUGGGUACAGAUGGCCCUGGGCGAGUACACUGGCUUUUACUCCAGCCCGAAGACAGACAGCACUUUCACUGGUUUCCUAGUGUACUCAGACUGGAAAAACUCUGCUGUUUUUGCAUAGAUUUAAAGUACACUGCAACUAACUUUCUCUCGGUCUAAUAAAGGUUUCAUGAAUUAGAAAAAUAUUUGAAUGGGUAAGACAAAGGUCUUUGAUUAGCCUUGAUUUGCAAUAAUUUCAUUAGAAUCGAAUAUGAUCAGCACUGCACAGAUGAUUACGUUCUAAGCACAUGUAGUCAUACAGAAUAAAAUUACUGGAGUAUUUCCAUGCAAAGAAUUCAAGUAUGAAAGUCAUUAAUGAAACACAUUACUACUUUGGAAAUAUGGAAUAAAAAAAAUUAAAAUACAGAAAAAGAAAACCUGCUGUUUUUACAGAAAAUGUUUAUUCUGGUGGCAGUCUAUAUUUUGUGAAAAAGCACAAUAAAUACUUUCCAACACUUCUGUGGAAUAUGACUUCAAUAAAAAAAAAUUACACUCAUAAUUGCCUAAACUGUCAGUAAAUGUUACAAGGAAAAGUCAUUUCUUCUGCUGGGAAACUGGGAACUUUGGUUUCAGGUUUUAUGGUGGAUUUAGAGCAAUACUUCAUCUUUAACAGGAAAUGCUUUAUUUAUUCACUCUCAAGUUGUUCCAAAUCUGUAAACUAUAACUAUUAAGAUUAAGUUAACUAUAUUAGCAUAUCAUCAAUACACAAUAAUGUCUGUUUACUCUGAGCACAUGCAGCCAGUUAGUUCAUCUACUCUGCUUUGCAUGCUCAAGCUCUCUAAAGUUGCGUGGAUUCUGAUUGGAUGUCAAUGUUUUCAUCAGUCAUCACCUGCAAAAAAACGUUUUGAAAGUGAUUCCAACAAUAUCGUUCCUAUGUACCAUUUUAGUUGUGGUGAAGACUCAGCUAUUGUUUAAAAUUUUGAAUGGUUUUGGAAACUAUAUCUUGGUGUGAAUGGGAUUUUACUGUUGUUCCUUCUGUGGAACACGUGGAGAAUUUUUGAAGAAUGUACAGGUCACUCUUUUCAUUACAAUUGCUAUGGGGACUGAAGGAGAUGUUUAUUUUAGAAGUGACCUCUGAGUAAGCUGUAUUUCAUGCAUCACUUUGCUAUUGACAAUGGAGGUUCUUUGCCAGUUUUGCUAAUGUGACCAAGCCUUAAACUACAAAUUGUAUAUUUAUAGAAAGCCAGAAUCCAUGAUUUGUGUUUGGUUGCCUGUGAGUGCGGAGCCACGCAGACAUCAUGUUAACAAGCCUCAUUUAACAAAGCAUGAACAUUGUUUAAAUAAAACAGAUCCUG